This is a messenger RNA of Pollicipes pollicipes, 475 nucleotides long. RefSeq names its product inositol transporter 4-like. Bases 10 to 444 code for a protein of 144 amino acids. Gene Ontology annotation, molecular function: transmembrane transporter activity. Gene Ontology annotation, cellular component: membrane. The record is from RefSeq and is a predicted model, not a curated record. The transcript has a single exon. NCBI's taxonomy places the organism in Eukaryota, Metazoa, Arthropoda, Thecostraca, Pollicipedomorpha, Pollicipedidae. Gene Ontology annotation, biological process: transmembrane transport.
CUGGCGCUGAUGGCGCUGGCGCUGUGCGCGCUGCUCCUCAGCCCCGAGCAGGUGUACAGUCGCGCCGGCACUGCGAUGCUGCUGCUGCUGGUCGGCCUCUUCGUCAUUGGCGCCGGCGUCGGCAUGAGCACGUUGCCGUGGGUGCUGGUGGCCGAGCUGUUCCCGCAGCGGAGCCGCGCCGUCGGGCCGGCGCUGAGCAGUGUCGCCUACUGGGCAGGCGACCUGGUCUCGGCCUGGCUCAGCAUCUGGGUUCAAGACACGCUGGGUGCCAGCGGUGUGCUCUGGCUGCACUUCCUUUUCACCACGCUCGCCUACAUCUUCGUCUUCUUCAUCGUGCCGGAGACCAAGGAGAAAGCGCUGGAGGAAAUCGAAGUUUACUUCACCGAAAAGACGAGCAAGAAGCCCAAGUCGCGAGUGCCGUCCGUAUUGAUUACCCGCCUUUGAUCAUUGUCUGUGUUGCUUUAAUGAACGCGCU